AUGUCCCAAAUGCCGGUGAUAACAAAAUUCAAGGCUGCUCCUUUAACGGACCCUUCAAACUACAUCAAAACUUAUCGGCUCACUUAUCUCCAAGACGGGAAGCCACGAUACUGGGAUGGCGUCUUAUCCCAUGACAGCGUUAGCAUUCUCCUCUAUCAUGUGCAGAAGUCUUGCCUUCUUUUGGUCAAACAAUUCCGUCCUGUGAUAUACUUCAACAAACUUCGUGAGGCGACCGGAAAAACGAGGUUGGAUGAUGACGAGGUGUUCUCUUGCACAACUGUCCCUCCUAACAGCGCCAACACAUUGGAAUUAUGUGCCGGUUUGAUUGAUGGUACAGACUCAGAUCCAAAGGAGGUUGCUGCUCGAGAAAUACUCGAAGAAUGUGGGUUUUCAGUAGAUCCAUCUUCACUACAGCUUAUAGAUAGUUUUCACUCUGGAGUCGGUCUCUUGGGUAACAGAAUGACAAUGUUCUACGCCGAACUGAAUGAGUCUCAACGUGUCCCUGGUGCUGGUGGAGGCCUGCGGGAUGAAGGCGAAUGCAUAGAACUUAUUGAAUGGCCUAUUGCGAAAAUCGAUACACUCCUUGGUCCUAAUCCAGAACGCCCGCCUUGCUCAACCUCCCUUUUAUAUGCUAUCAGCUGGUUCAAACUGAACAAGUAUCCACACAUUCGCUAGCAUUCUUUCAUAAUCAGAAUAGACUACCUACUCGAAUAUUUCUGACACCGCGUUGUGUCAGCAUUGUAUCAACAUCAGGGCAAUAUAUUCUCCAUACAUCGAUUGCGCUAUCCUUUUUAUUCUCGCU
Opisthorchis viverrini is the source of this 802-nucleotide messenger RNA. RefSeq lists its product as hypothetical. The record is from RefSeq and is a predicted model, not a curated record. The coding region runs from base 1 to 675 and encodes 224 amino acids. Lineage: Eukaryota; Metazoa; Platyhelminthes; Trematoda; Opisthorchiida; Opisthorchiidae. The transcript has 5 exons. Gene Ontology annotation, biological process: ribose phosphate metabolic process; nucleoside phosphate metabolic process.